Molecule: messenger RNA, 2049 nt
Organism: Musa acuminata AAA Group (dessert banana)
Lineage: Eukaryota; Viridiplantae; Streptophyta; Magnoliopsida; Zingiberales; Musaceae
Product: heterogeneous nuclear ribonucleoprotein 1
Exons: 2
Coding region: 242-1633 (463 amino acids)
Molecular function (GO): RNA binding
Source: RefSeq, a predicted model, not a curated record
CCUACCCUGCAAUCGACCGAUCGAUCUCCACCCUCGGAUCGGAACGACUAACCCGAUCGCAUCCGUUCCCAAACUACAUUAUUCUCCUCUAUUUGGGCUUCGUCCCCUCCUCUCUCCCACCGGCGGCGGUGGUUCUCCUCUCCUCUCCUCUUCGACUCUCACUAUUCCACUGGCCGGGUAGUUUAUACUAGAGAGUGAAGAGUGAAGGAAGUGUUUUUGAAGAGAGGCACAGAGAGAAGAGAUGGAUUCAGACGAGGGGAAGCUCUUCAUUGGGGGGAUCUCGUGGGAGACCACCGAGGACAAGCUCAAGGAUCACUUCGGCAACUACGGCGAGGUUCUAGACGCUGUCAUCAUGAGGGACAAGGUCACAGGCCGGCCCAGGGGCUUCGGGUUCGUCGUCUUCGCGGAUCCCUCCCUCCUCGAUCGCGUUCUCCAGGACAACCACACCAUCGAUGGCCGCACCGUGGAUGCUAAAAGGGCUCUUUCAAGAGAAGAACAGCAAAUGUCUGCCAGAUCUGGCAAUACCACUUCUGGAAACCCCACUUCCGGAAGAUCAGCUGGAGCAGGUGCCGGUGCAAACAUAAGGACCAAAAAGAUUUUUGUUGGAGGUUUGCCUCCCACCCUAACAGAGGAUGGGUUUCGACAGUACUUCGAGUCCUUCGGCACUGUGACUGAUGCAGUUGUGAUGUAUGACCAAAACACCCAUCGCCCUCGAGGCUUUGGGUUCAUCUCCUUUGAUUCAGAAGAUACUGUAGAUAAAGUUCUUCAAAAGACUUUUCAUGAUUUGAAUGGCAAGCCUGUGGAAGUGAAGCGUGCCCUUCCAAAAGAUGCAAAUCCAAACACUGGCAGUGGGCGAUCAAUGGGAGGUGGAUCCCAUCAAUCUUAUGGUGGUUCGAGUGGUAAUGCUAGCUCUUAUGAUGGUAGACCGGAUGCCAAUAGGUACAUGCAACCUCAAGCACCAGCUUACAGCUCCUCUGCCUAUGGUGCACCUGGUUAUGGCUAUGGAACUGCAAACAGUGGUGUUGGUUAUGCCGGUUAUGGUGUUGGUGGCUAUGGAAGUGCCGGUGCUGGGUACAAUGGACCUGCUGGGGCCUACGGAAAUCCAAAUGCUCCUAUGGCUGGUUAUGUAGGUGGUCCUCCAGGUGCUCAAAGGAACCUUUGGAGUAAUCAGGCUCCAAGUGGUUAUGGCCCUGCAGGCUAUGGUGGAAGCGCGGCCUAUGGUCCAGCCGCCUCAUGGAAUGCUUCAGCUGCCAGUGGAGGAUCUGGUGCAGUGCCAACAGGUCAAAGUGGGACCCCUGGGUAUGUGAGUCAGGGUUAUGGUUAUGGUGCAUAUGGAGGAUCAGAAGGGCCUUAUGGUACUCAAGGGGGCUAUGGUUCUCUCGGCGGACGAGGCAGCAGUGGUCCAGGUGGUAGCCCUGCAGGCAAUACAGGAGAACAAGGAGCAGGUUCUGCUUACAUGGGUGGUAGUUAUGGAAUUCCUAAUGCAAACUCGGGUUAUCCAAAUGCUUGGAGGCCAGACCCUUCACAAGCAGGGCCCUAUGGAGCUUCUCAGGUGAAUGGGGCCCCUGGUGGUCCAGCUAGUUAUGGAGGUGGUUAUGGUGGCCCUCACGGCAGGCAAGUCCAACAGCAGUAACUAGAGGACUUAUGUUGCAAUGAAUCACCAUCUCUUCUGUGUUUCUUGGGCCAUUUUACCUGGCACUCAGCAGAGAAAGGCGAAAUUUAUCACUGGCUUGAUCUCAGUAGUUUAACUGCAACUCUCACUUGAUCUUAACAGUUUAAAUGCUAUUCUGCUCUAUUCGUAAUGUAGAAUUAGUAGUCCUGAGGAGUAGUAGAUACCUCAUAUUUCUAUCUUUGAAGUUUCUAGUACUUGGAUUUGGUGGUGUGAUUAGCUGUGUCUUUCAGUUCUAUAUUUUCGAGAAAAUUUAUCCAUCUGCCUCUAGUUUAAAUCUAGAGUAGCUUAUGGACCCUUGUGUUUUUGGAUGUUGCAGUUAACUGCAGUAUUUACUGUGCUGGCGAUAGUUAUCUACUAAGCAAAUUGGUAGAACUGGA